Molecule: messenger RNA, 4117 nt
Organism: Eleginops maclovinus (Patagonian blennie)
Lineage: Eukaryota; Metazoa; Chordata; Actinopteri; Perciformes; Eleginopidae
Exons: 2
Coding region: 256-1539 (427 amino acids)
Source: RefSeq, a predicted model, not a curated record
CGUGCCCACGACAACGCUCUGAAGCAAAAACGCAGAUGUCCGUUUUUCCCCUCCACAAUUUAUCUGCGUUUAUCUGCGUUCUCACGAGCGUUUUGGGGGUGGAUAUCUGUCUAUCCAUGGGAACAGGGAAAACGUAUAAAACUCAUAAUACUCGCAGUUUGCCGAUGAAGUAAGCACGCCCCGGACGUAGGUGGCAGUAGCAACAAUACCAAAUGCCUGUUUUGUGGCUACUUCCUCCGCGUCAGUUAGAAGAAAAUGGCGAAGCGCGGCGGCAAUAACAGUACGCCUAGUUCAAACUUUGUUUGGACAGAUGAGGAGGUCCAGUUGCUGCUAAACACAACUUUAAACUACAAAGCCAGGAAGGCAGUGGAUAAUGUUGAUUGGGAGAGUGUCCAAAACAAAUAUACUGAAAUAUGGGAGUCGUUCAUGGAGAACUACCCACUAAACGACCCAAAGUACCCUCAUGCUAAGGACCAGGUUAGCAAAGGUCAUGUUGCAACCAAAAUUAAAGCCGUGCGCAUAAAAUAUAGGCAUGCUGUGGACACCCAGAGCCGUAGUGGGCACGGGAGGGUGGUGUCUUUGUUUUUCGAGCUAUGUGAUGAAAUUUGGGGUACCACCCCUGCCUCCACAACAGUAGAGCAUGGCCUCGAAACGGCAGACGUAAAUGAUGGGGCAGCAGAGCUGGGCGGUGUAGAACUAGCAGAAGCAGAAGAAUCGGUGCAGGAGGACAGCUCAUCUUCGGAGCCGGGCGGAGAAACUCUUUCGAGGAGGAGACACUUACUUCAGGCCAAACUCAACAGCUACAAGACAAGCAGGCUUCAGAAGAAAGUGCGGAGCGAUGAACACCAUGAAGCCCUCCAAAUUAAAAAGAGGAUUGCCGACAUCAUGGAGAAUUCGGAAAGGGAACACAGUUCCAGAAUGGAUGCAUUAGUGACUGCCCAAACCAGGAUGAGCCAGUCUUUUGAAACUCUUGUGAGACAUUUCACCUCACCCUCAUACAGACCAAACAUGGCUUUCUCACACAACGCGCCCACAUACCUACAGCCCAUGGCCUCCUCAAGCUACUUACCACCUGCCAUGCCCUCCUCCCACCAAUACAUACCACAAGAACCACACAUGCCCUCCUAUAACCCAUACAUGCCACCACCAGAACCAGCUAGAGCCUCAUGCCAGUCAGACACGGCACCACCAGCACCAUGUACACAGACACGAUACAUGGCCACCUCGCACACCUCACCUCACUCGCACACCUCACCUCACUCGCACACCUCACCUCACUCGCACACCUCACCUCACUCGCACACCUCACCUCACUCGCACACCUCACCUCACUCGCACACCUCACCUCACUCGCACACCUCACCCAUGGCCUCCUUAAGCACAUAUGUGCCCCCCUCCCACCCAUUCAUGACACCAGAAUCACCCAUGCCCUCCUCUCACCAAUACUUACCACAACCACCCAGGGCCGCCUCCUACACAGACCAGCUGCUUUCAGAAAGCACUGAUGAAGAAGACCAGGUUGAUCUUCUUUCAUUGUAAGUAGCCUAGCCGUGCUUACAUACUGUCAAAUGACUUGUUCAACGUUGUUGCCGUUGAUGCUACCUCAUGUGGCUAUGCAGGCCGAUUUUCGAGUAUACUUUAUAUUUCUAUUUUUGUACAGUGUUACUGUAUAUUUGGUUUAUGGCUGUCUUUGCAUGAUGUUCACAUGCACUUUGUCCUGAAUAUUUGACAUAAAAGGGUUUUUUAUGUUGCGUUGCACCUUAGUAAAACUGUCAUUUGCACUAUAUACAUUUUUUGGGGGAUUUAUGUUUUCUGUAUUUAUGUUUCAACAAGAUAAAAUACUUGAUUUCCCCCCUGAUUUGCAUGUGUUAUUGAGAAAAGUCUUACACACCUCAUUUUGACAGGUCACGAACAUCUACUGGACAAUCAGUUACCAACAGAAUGCUCCCCCUUGUUGUCCUCAUUUGUCAUCAUGUCUGCUAAUUCUAUGUAGUUACACAGAAAGUGUUACAACUGAAAUCAUAGGAGAUAUGACGUUUAAACAGUUGUCAUAUUGCAGAACCACUAAACAUAGUAAUCAUAAUCUUAGUAAAUUAAUGCAGGUUAUUUUGACAAAAAAGGGUUUUAUUCAUUACCUGUUGUAAUUACUGAGAACGAGUACAUAAAGUCAUGAACACAACACAUCACAAGUUCUGGUAGACUGAUCACAAAACAAUAUCAACACCAAAAAAAUAAUGUGCAUAAACAUAAACACAGGUGUCACCAGUAACUGUUUUACUGGCAAACAAGCUGAUUUUAAAAGAACAUAUUAUGGGUCCAGAUACUUGGUGAGGACUCUCCUCACCCGCUUUCCACCUGCCUCGUUGCAGUCUGUGGUAUAAUUGUUCCUCUGUGUGGGAGGUUGCUGGUCCCGAUCCAUUUGCACGGCUUCCUCUUGUGCAUGGUGAUUCACGGUCUCGUGGCAAGCCUCACAGUAGUUGUUGAGGACAAAACAGGCAUAAAUCACAGUAGGCAGGUCACUGAGAUUUAUGUCCAUUUGUCGCUUCAGGCAGGCGAACCUGGCCUUGAGGCGACCGAAUGCACACUCUAUGACCAUACGAGCCUUGCAUAGGGAGAGGCCAAAGUACUGCUCAGAAGGGGUUGCGCCUCCAUUUGCAUAUUCCUUCAUCAGGUAUGGCAGGAGGGGAUAGGCCGGGUCUCCCAACAGGAAGAUGGGGAUGGCUUCCUCAUCCUCCACUAUCUGCUUCUCCAGUGAGGGAAUCUUCCCAGUCUUCAAAAAACUGUUGACUUUCGAGUUGGCGAACAUCCGGGCAUCAUGCACACUACCUGGCCAUUUCACCACCACAUCCAUGAAUCUGCAACACAAAUGAAGCAUCAUGACUUUAAGGUUUUUUUAAAAGAGAAAACCCCCACAACAUGUACAUUUCUAACAAAAAUAGAUUAAUGAAUGGGUGUGUAAAUAUAGCUAAAUGUUGUGUCAAUAUGGUACUGUAGGCUUAUUAAUAUAGACUACAUGUAUAUUGGGCUAUAUUGGCUACAUUCUGUUAAUUUUUUUGUUACAAGGCUAUUGGAUGGGACAGACUGCUCUGUGCCCAAUUGAGUGAUGGUGGUGUAUAGCUGAUGUCUUUGGAGUGAUAAACUGCCUGUAGCCUUACCUGUACUUAUGGUCACAUACAGCUUGGACGUUCAGCGAGUAUCUUCUCUUCCUGUUUAUGUAGUCAGUGGCGUUCACAGGCGGCUGUUUGAUAUCGAUGUGUGUCCCGUCUACUGCUCCUAGACACUGGGGCAUCCCAUGGUCUUCUAGGAACCCAGCCACUAGCUCCUCAGUAUCCGGGACAGUGAAUGGCAGCUUUAUAUAUUUGGGUCCGAGAUGAACCGUAAUUGCACGGCACGUGUCUCGUACGAUCCUCGACACCGUAGAUCUCCCCAGACCAAAUGAAUUUGCUGUUUUGCGGAGGCGCCCCUCAUCGCUAAGAUAGUACAGUGUACAUGCCACCUUCUUCAGAGGCAGCACUGGCUGUCGCAUAUUAGUCGAUUGACCCUCGAUGUGAGGACGAAGUAGGUCAGUCAGGGCAUAAAGGGAGUCUUUGGUCAUGCGGAAAUUUUCGUACCACGCUUGCUCGUCCACCACAUCAUUAACGAAGUUCUCCCACCACUCGGAGCUUCUCCCUGGCCUCGUCCACACUCGUCUCUCACUUCGUCGUGUCUCCUCCUCCGGUGCGUCAAUAAUGUCCAAUAUCCGUUGGUAUCGUCUCCUAUGGUCUAAAUGACUCUCGGUAAAGAGUCUCGCCAUUUGUUGGCCUGCAUGCAUACCAUUCAACGCGGCUACUGCUACACGUUCAUCCAUGUUUAUCAAAGGGCAGGCUCAAAUUUGGCGCUAGAACGUCACUUCCAGAUGCCUGUGCAAAAAAAAAACCUGUGCAAAAAACGCACUUCUGCGUUUUGAACUGUUCCUACGGCGACGAGAGACUGGAACGUUUUCAAGAUCUCCACUUUGAGGGGCGUUUGCGUUUUCUCCGUUUUCAACUCCUAAAAACGCCGUCGCCGUGUGCACGAUAGGCACAUCUGUCGAAAUGUUCUACGUUUAUCUGUCGUUACCGUUGUCGUGGGCACGGGG